Molecule: messenger RNA, 1529 nt
Organism: Rhododendron vialii
Lineage: Eukaryota; Viridiplantae; Streptophyta; Magnoliopsida; Ericales; Ericaceae
Product: alpha-L-fucosidase 1-like
Exons: 3
Coding region: 15-1529 (504 amino acids)
Biological process (GO): glycoside catabolic process; fucose metabolic process
Cellular component (GO): lysosome
Molecular function (GO): alpha-L-fucosidase activity
Source: RefSeq, a predicted model, not a curated record
UCUUUCACAAGCAUAUGAGUGAGAGAGAGAGAGACACUAUGUUCUCUCGUUCUUUGUAUGCAACUCUCCUAUUUUCCCUAGUCCAACUCUCCAUCUCCACACAACAAAUUGUAACACCACCACCAUUGCCAAUUCUACCUCUCCCAUCAUAUUCACAGCUGAAAUGGCAACAAAGGGAAGUCAUAAUGUUCCUCCACUUCGGCGUCAACACCUUCACGGACUCCGAAUGGGGGACCGGGAACGAGAACCCGGCCAUAUUCAACCCAACGGGCCUCAACGCGACCCAAUGGGUUGAGACUGCGGUCAAGGCCGGGAUCUCUUUGAUGAUCCUCACCGCAAAACACCACGAUGGUUUUUGCUUGUGGCCUUCUAAGUAUACGGACCAUUCCGUCAUCGGAAGCCCAUGGCAAAACGGCCAUGGGGAUGUGAUUCGAGAGCUCGUAAAGGCAGCCGAGCCUCGGGGCGUUGACGUCGGCUUGUACCUCUCGCCGUGGGACCGUCAUGACCAAAGAUACGGGCAUGAUCAGGAGUACAAUGAAUACUACUUGGCCCAAUUACAAGAGUUACUCAACAAUUAUGGAAAUGUAAGAGAGAUAUGGUUCGACGGAGCUAAGGGGAAGAACGCGGCGAACAUGGCCUACUAUCUUGAUGAUUGGUUUUCAAUGGUAAACGAAUUGCAAAGCUCAAUCAACAUUUUCUCCAACGCCGGUCCCGACAUCCGAUGGGUCGGAGAUGAAAAAGGGUUCGCCGGAGAAACAUGCUGGUCAACCAUUAAUCGCACCUCACUAUCAAUCGGAGAUGGAAUCGAUCUUGGCUAUCUCAAUACCGGUGAUUCGAAAGGGACUGAUUGGCUGCCGGCAGAGUGUGACGUUUCGAUCCGAACGGGCUGGUUUUGGCACGAAUAUGAAUCACCGAAAAAACUGAAAGAACUUCUGGAAAUCUACUACAACUCGGUCGGGCGAAAUUGUUUGUUGCUACUCAAUGUUCCGCCUAAUAAUACUGGGCUCAUAUCCGAUAAAGAUGUGCAACGAUUAAGAGAGUUUAGAAGUGCAAUAGACACAAUAUUUGGUACCAAUUUGGCCGAGAAAUGGUAUGUAAAUGCUAGUAGCCAAAGGGGAGGAGAAGGAGGAGGUUUUGGACCGGAAAAUGUGCUAGACAGUGAUCAUUUAUGGACAUAUUGGGCUCCAAGGAAUGAUCAAGAUAAAGAAGAUUACUGGAUUGAAUUCAAAGCAACAGAUGAUGGGGUGGAUUUCAAUGUGGUCAGGAUCCAAGAGGCGAUUGGGCUCGGACAGAGGAUCAAAAGGCACGAAAUCUACGUGGACGGGGAUCGGAUCGCGAGUGGGACCACCGUAGGUUACAAGAAGCUUCACAGGCUUAAAAUGGGAGCUGUGCAUGGGUACAGUGUGAAGAUCAGGAUCAUUGAAUCAAGGGGGGUGCCUUUGGUCUCUUCAGUGGGUCUCCACUUUGAUCCCUUUUGGCAGAGUUCUUCUCUUUCGCGGCGAAGGCAUGUGCCACAUCAGCAGGCGUGA